Messenger RNA from Lottia gigantea (owl limpet), 837 nucleotides. RefSeq lists its product as hypothetical. Gene Ontology annotation, molecular function: RNA polymerase II cis-regulatory region sequence-specific DNA binding; DNA-binding transcription factor activity, RNA polymerase II-specific. NCBI's taxonomy places the organism in Eukaryota, Metazoa, Mollusca, Gastropoda, Lottiidae. The annotation marks the transcript as partial. The record is from RefSeq and is a predicted model, not a curated record. The transcript has 3 exons. Gene Ontology annotation, biological process: regulation of transcription by RNA polymerase II; anatomical structure development.
GGGCAAGGGCGGGUCAAUCAGCUGGGUGGAGUUUUUAUCAACGGUCGGCCACUACCCAGUCAUAUCCGGUUAAAAAUAGUUGAACUCGCAGCCCAGGGAGUGAGACCAUGUGUCAUCAGUCGUCAACUCCGAGUCUCUCACGGCUGCGUUUCGAAAAUAUUACAGCGCUAUCAGGAGACGGGGACAAUCCAACCUGGGAUUAUUGGAGGUAGCAAACCAAGGUCGACCACUGGAGAUGUAGAACGCAGAGUACAGGAGUUAAAACAACAGAAUCCCAAUGCAUUUAGUUGGGAGAUUCGAGAUCAACUGAUCAGUGACAGAGUUUGUGAUAAGAAAACCGUACCUAGUAUUAGCGUUAUCAGUAAAAUUAUUAAAACAACUAGUAAUGAUGAUGUUGAAGAUGAUGACGAUGAUGAAUCUGCGGUUGUUGAAGAUGAUGUUUAUGACUCUAAUGAUACCACUAAAGAUUCCAGAGUAACGAAUCUAAGUCCAUUGUUACAUAUAACUAGAAAAAUGAGACGGAACCGGACAACAUUUAGUGGAGAACAGUUAGAAGAACUAGAGAAGGUGUUUGAGAAGACACACUACCCUGAUAUUUAUACCCGAGAAGAACUAGCACAGCGUACCAAGUUAACAGAGGCACGGGUUCAGGUAUGGUUCAGUAACAGAAGAGCUAGAUGGAGAAAACAAGUUGGUAGUAACCAGCUGAUGAGCGUUAGUAAUAUUACAACAGACACCAAUCAUACUCAAUAUACUUUACGUGAUACUUGUGGUAAGUCUUUUACUGUAAUACUCAAUAUACUAUACGUGAUACUUGUGGUAAGUCUUUUACUCUAA